GGCCGAUCUGAUUGGUCGCGCGGGAUCUGCCGCAUCUUCAAAGCCCGAGCCGAGCGCAUUUGUGCAGACUCCACAACAGCUGAGGGACUUAUAAAUGAGAAGAGCUUUCACAGGUGAUGGCAACUUCACUUCUUGGGGAGGAACCGAGGGUUGGAUCCACUCCAUUGGCCAUGUUAGCAGCGACCUGUAACAAAAUCGGGAGCUCGAGUCCCUCCUCGGACAGCGGCUCGUUUGGAAAGGGAGGUUUUCACCCGUGGAAACGCGCGUCGCCGAGCAGCUGUUCUCUCUCCCCGUACGGCGCGCAGCGCAACGACUCGUUCAGCGCCAACAGCUCGUUCUCAUUAACGGGCACCAACGUCUCCACCAGUCCGUUUGGAAACGACUAUCCUGUGUUUCAAACUUCAGUCGCCAACAGCUCUCAGGACGCGAGCGCGCAGUCGGUCUUCAUCUCGAAAGUGGACACUCUGCAGGGGAUUUACCCGAGGAUGAGCGUCGCGCACCCGUAUGAGACGUGGUUCAAAUCCGCGCACGGUGGCAUCUCCGCCGGGGACGUGAGCGCCGGUGGCGGGUCUUCCUGGUGGGAUGUGGGCACCGGUUGGAUUGAUGUUCAAAGCGCGAACGGCGCCGCGCUCCAGACCUCUUUGCAUUCACCCUUGGGCGGAUACAACUCAGACUAUUCCUCCCUGACUCACUCCGCGUUCAGCGCCAGUGCGUCUCCGCAUCUUCUCACAGGUGGUCAGCACCUGAUGGACGGAUUCAAACCGGUCUUAUCCGCCACUUACCCAGAAACCAGCCCAGGCGCUAACAGCGCAGUUUUAGCCGGGCCUCCAGUGGUGCCGCUCGCGGGAUCUCCGCGCUCAUCCUCCCGGCGGUACUCCGGCAGAGCGACCUGCGACUGCCCGAACUGUCACGAGGCGGAGCGCCUGGGGCCCGCGGGGGCCAGUCUGCGCAGAAAGGGGCUCCACAGUUGCCACAUCCCGGGUUGCGGAAAAGUAUACGGGAAGACAUCGCACCUCAAAGCGCACUUGCGUUGGCACACCGGCGAGAGGCCGUUCGUCUGUAACUGGCUGUUCUGCGGGAAGCGCUUCACCAGGUCCGACGAGCUUCAGCGGCAUUUACGCACACACACCGGGGAAAAGAGAUUCGCCUGUCCGGUGUGCAACAAGCGCUUCAUGCGCAGCGACCAUCUCAGUAAACACGUGAAGACGCACAGCGCCGAAGAGCCCGGCUCCAACGGGGUUAAAAAGAGCAGCGACACCGACAGCGAACAGAGUGCACCGGGCAGCCCGGUCUGCCAGUCCCCCGGGAUGAUCCACAGCACAGAACCCGUCCAGAACGGCCUCUGAGAAGAGCAAGCGCACAUGCACUCUUGAAGAUAAAGCCUCUAAAUAGAGCCCAAACUUGACUUUUUAUUCUUAAAUUCCUGGUACUUUAAAGCACGCAAAACACUGAUCUGCAGAACCUGUACAAUUCAUCUAAAAAGAACACUCUUAAAGAUAAACGUUCCAAUUUUGGGUUCCUCAAAAUACCCUUCAGCUUAAAGUUCUUAAAACAUUUUUUUUGUUGUUUAAACAAAAUUAAAAAAAAAAAAAAUCUAAUGAAGUCUUUUUCAUUGUAAAGAAUCGUUUGCGUAAUGGGUGUUAGAAGUUUUUUAAUGGAACCAUUGAUGCCAAUAAAGAACUUUUAUUUUUAAGAGUGUAGCAACUCGAUAACUCUAUACUCUAUACAGAAAGUGUUUUUUGAUCAUUUCCGGUCUUCAAAGAACCAGGAGUGUUUAUUUAAGAGCUUUUAUUUUCAAGCGUGUUCAGAUGUGAACGCACCAAUUUUGAUCAUAUUUGACUGUAAAUCAGCAUAAAGCCUCUCUCAGGUGUUCUUGCAUAUUUAAACUAGUCCUUUUUGGAUACAGUGUCAGAAAUAACCUCUUUAUACAGAUAAAGAUGAAACAAACUGCUGAGCUUUCAUAUGUGCGCUGCAUCUUCUCUAUUCACUCAUUUCCAUCGAGGCACUUUAUUACGUAAGAAAAUCAAGCAUUUUAUUCCUCAACAGCUGCACAAAUGUCUUAUCCUUCUGUAUUUGCCAACUGAACUGUUUUAUUUCAUGCUCCUUGAUUUCGUGCAGUUGAUAUCUAUCUUUGACAGUGAAUCUGAACUCUUCUCAAUGCAAAGUGAAAUUGUACAUAUCGUCUUGAAACUCUAUUUAUCAUCGAGUUUGAUUUGUGCUUUGAAGUCUAUCAGAGUCGCACUUUGAAUCUAUAUUUAUAAUUUCAGGAUCGAAUGGACUCGACCAGUUUUGUUUAUCUUUUCAUUUAUUAUUAUUUAAUUGAGCAUAUGUGUUUGUAUUUACUGACCGUUUACUUAAAGGUAAUAAAGUCGCAUUUGACUUGGC
This is a messenger RNA of Carassius auratus (goldfish), 2385 nucleotides long. RefSeq names its product transcription factor Sp8-like. Gene Ontology annotation, molecular function: RNA polymerase II cis-regulatory region sequence-specific DNA binding; DNA-binding transcription factor activity, RNA polymerase II-specific. Gene Ontology annotation, biological process: regulation of transcription by RNA polymerase II. The transcript is spliced from 2 exons. NCBI's taxonomy places the organism in Eukaryota, Metazoa, Chordata, Actinopteri, Cypriniformes, Cyprinidae. The record is from RefSeq and is a predicted model, not a curated record. Bases 117 to 1346 code for a protein of 409 amino acids.